Hibiscus syriacus is the source of this 1260-nucleotide messenger RNA. RefSeq names its product phosphatidylinositol 3,4,5-trisphosphate 3-phosphatase and protein-tyrosine-phosphatase PTEN1-like. Gene Ontology annotation, biological process: protein dephosphorylation; phosphatidylinositol dephosphorylation. The transcript has 6 exons. Gene Ontology annotation, cellular component: cytosol. NCBI's taxonomy places the organism in Eukaryota, Viridiplantae, Streptophyta, Magnoliopsida, Malvales, Malvaceae. The coding region runs from base 1 to 1260 and encodes 419 amino acids. The record is from RefSeq and is a predicted model, not a curated record. Gene Ontology annotation, molecular function: protein tyrosine phosphatase activity; phosphatidylinositol-3,4,5-trisphosphate 3-phosphatase activity.
AUGGGGUUGAAGUUUUCCAAGGCAGGGCCGGCGAAGGGUGAAAACACCACCACUUUUGUCCUCCCGCAUCGAAUGUUUUCUUAUCUUUCGGCGAGUUCUUGGAUACGGAACUUGGUGUCCAAGAAAAGAAGGCGAAUCGUAGUCGGCGGAUACGAUCUUGACAUGUCUUAUAUAACCGAUCGUGUGUUGGCAAUGUCCUUCCCCGCCGAACGUAUGCGGGCGGUGUAUCGGAAUCCUCUAUGGCAGGUCAAGUCUGUGCUGGAAAUGAGACAUCAGGGGCAUUACAAGGUCUAUAACUUGUGCAUAGAAGAAGACUAUGAUCCAUCAAACUUCCAUGGUCGAGUCGAGCGGUUCCCUUUCGAUGACAAUCAUGUUCCCCACUUCGAAAUGAUGAUGAAGUUGUGUGAGAGUGUUCAUUCAUGGCUAUCAAAGGACCCUAAAAACAUUGCAGUCGUGCAUUGCAUGGCAGGCAAAGGUCGAACAGGCUUAAUGGUAUGUGCCUACCUUGUUUACACUGGAAUGUCAGCUGAGGAAGCACUUCAGUUAUACGCCCAAAUGCGGACCACUAACAAUGAAGGGGUUUCUAUUCCAAGCCAACGUCGUUAUGUGGGGUACUGGGAAAAGAUACUUUCUUUUCCUAGGGGAAUUGGCAACGGACCUCCCGAAGUGAACUUGCCUCAACCAUGCAGCCGAGAAUUGCGACGGAUUCGGCUUUACGAUACGGUUAAUGCCAACUGUGUCUUCUUCGUUGUCUCUGAGCUCCAAGAGAUCCCGGAUCAGAUGUACCGCCCACAGGUGGAAGUUGCCAAGGGUUGCUGUAGAGAAAUCAAAAAGGGAUCUGAAGGGAAUUGCAGUCCUAGGUAUUUUUUGUCAUACGUCGAAGGAGACAACGAAGGGGAUGCACCGGAAUCGAAAGGACCUCGUUUUGUAGUUCAAAUGGACACAGAGAGUCAAGUGUUAUAUCAGAGGAACUGUCUUGACUAUUGUUUCACAAAACCUGUUGAAGUUAAGGGAGAUGUGCGUGUCAUAUUCUAUCAAAAAAUGAUCGGAGGCCGCCUUUUUUAUGCCUGUUUCAAUACGGCCUUCAUCAAGAACAGCUUGUCACAGUUUAAGAUCCGGGAUCUGGACAAAGUUGGGAGUGCUGGUAGAUCGAUAUGCGGCCCCGCAUUCUGUGUCGAAUUGUUAUUCGGUCCGGCAAAUCAGAGGCUCUCAGGGUCUGCAUCAUCUGAUUAUGAAGAUGAAGUAAUGAACUUGUUCUAA